Molecule: messenger RNA, 690 nt
Organism: Aureobasidium pullulans EXF-150
Lineage: Eukaryota; Fungi; Ascomycota; Dothideomycetes; Dothideales; Saccotheciaceae
Exons: 3
Coding region: 1-690 (229 amino acids)
Source: RefSeq, a predicted model, not a curated record
AUGGACAAGCUGUUUGGCAUGGCCGGUUACAAGACCAAGGCCUCCACCAACACCGCCUACCAUAAGCUCAAGGCUAAGAUCAAGUCUGUCAGCGCCGCCGCCGAGGCUGAUGAGGCCGAGGCUGAGGAUUCUGCCGUUCCCUCUUCUCCCGUCAAGAAGAGCCGUGGCAAAAAGGCUGUUCCCGUUAAGGCCGAGUCUGAUUCCGAGGAUGACGACGAGGCCGAUGAGAUCGCUCCUACCAAGCCUACUGCCUCUGGCAGAUCUUCCAGAGUUACCGCCAACAAGCAUGCCGCCUUGAAGGCCAAGAUGGCUGCCCGUCCUUCGAUCGGCCGUGCCACCCGUGCCUCGGCCAGAACUAACAAGGUCGACGUUCAGAUGUCCGAGGACUCAUCCUGGGUCCAGGCAAUCGAAGAGGUGGCUGGCCUUGGAUGUGCUUAUAACCCGGUGAAGAAGGCUCAACUGUCGACCAAGGGAUCAGCCAGCAAGGGCUCCCCUAACAAGCCUUCAGGUGUAGCAAAAUCGAAGAGAUAUACACCUUUGAAGAAGAUGCAGAGCAAGGCUCCUCUUGAAGACACCCCUGUCCGCGCUAUGACCAAUGGCAUGGCAGCCACUGGAGUCAACUCCUCUCCAGUCAAGACCCCGUCAAGAAAGACAGCCGCUGCCACUUCCGACCCCGACCAAAGAGAAUGA